Centropristis striata (black sea bass) is the source of this 6336-nucleotide messenger RNA. RefSeq names its product acetyl-coenzyme A synthetase, cytoplasmic-like. Bases 615 to 2522 code for a protein of 635 amino acids. Gene Ontology annotation, biological process: acetyl-CoA biosynthetic process. The record is from RefSeq and is a predicted model, not a curated record. The transcript has 18 exons. NCBI's taxonomy places the organism in Eukaryota, Metazoa, Chordata, Actinopteri, Perciformes, Serranidae. Gene Ontology annotation, cellular component: cytoplasm. Gene Ontology annotation, molecular function: acetyl-CoA synthetase activity.
AAAAAGAAGAAGAAGCAGCGACACAAACAGUCGACCUGCAGCCUCCUGGGCACUAUGAAACACUCUGCUGACUGAAAGCAAGCCUUUAAUCUGAACAUUAAACAUAUAUUAAAUAUUUACAGCUUAAAAUAAAAGGCCUCGCGUAGGCGUGUGAAGCUCGGUUUCCUCCUUCUGACCGGAGCGAGCUAGCGUUAGCCUGUUAGCUUAGCAGGAGCCGCUCCGCCGUGUGUCCGUGUGUGUGCAGGACUUUGCAGCUCCAGGAGAGGACACAGAUCCACCCGGAACUGCACCAGAACCGACCCAGACUCUUCUCUACACCUGCGGCUGCACGUGUCGGGUCCAAACGCGCCUUUUGCACGUAAAAGUUUGACACAAAGGCGACAAAAACAUCGCUGCAGAACGAGGAAGUCUGAAUGAUCCGCUGCUCGCUGCUGCAGCUGCACUGCCUUAUUGAGCUGCUUCUCCUGCAGCCCUGCAGCCUCUGACCGAUCCUCUGGGGAAGUAUCUUUGCGUGCGAUCGCUAAAUCUAUCGGCAUUUAAUCAAGCUAGUCUGUUAUCCACACCAGCUCUUAUCUGAUAAUCUUAUAAAGCUGGAAAAGAGUCAAAGAAACGAGAUGAUUCCGGACAAAGCGCCGAAGGAAGAUGUCUUCCACGGGUCCGAGGACCUGAAGAAGGACGCUCACAUCCCCAGUUUUGAUAGAUAUAAGGAGCUCUACCUGAAAUCCAUAGAGAAUCCAGAUGGUGAGGAAGGCAACGAGCCUGGUGAUGAGCUGACGGUGACCUACAGAGAGCUGCUGCAGAGAGUCUGCCAGUUCUCCAACGUGUUGAAGUCUCAGGGAGUGAAGAAAGGCGACCGUGUGUCCAUCUACAUGCCGAUGGUGGUGGAGCUGGUCGUGGCCAUGUUGGCCUGCGUCCGCAUCGGAGCCGUUCACUCCAUCGUGUUUGCAGGUUUCUCUGCUGAGUCUCUGUGUGAGAGGAUCCUGGACUCUCAGUGUUCGCUGCUCGUCACAGCAGAUGGUUUCUAUCGAGGAGAUAAGCUGAUCAACCUGAAGCUCUUAGCUGACGAAGCACUGCAGAAAUGCAGAGACAAAGGUUUCCCCAUACAGAGGUGUAUAAUGCUGAAGCAUUUGUCCAAAGAAGCAGAAGAGACUCCUCUGGGCUCCCAGUCUCCUCCCGCCAAACGCUCCUGUCCCGACCUGCAGCAGGAGAAACAGACAGGGAGAGUAAAGAAAACACGUCCUGUUCCUCAGGUCCCGUGGAACCCCGAGGUGGACUUGUGUUGGCAUUCUUUGGUGCGUGGAGCGUCUGACGAGUGUGAGCCGGAGUGGUGCGAGUCUGAAGAUCCUCUUUUCGUCCUCUACACCAGCGGCUCCACCGGCAAACCCAAGGGAGUUCUGCACACGGUGAGCGGCUACAUGCUCUACACCGCCACCACCUUCAAGCUGGUGUUCGACCACCAGCCCGAUGAUGUGUACUGGUGCACGGCGGACAUCGGCUGGAUCACCGGACACUCGUACAUCACCUACGGCCCACUGGCCAACGGGGCCACCAGCGUCCUGUUCGAGGGUCUGCCCACCUACCCAGACGUAAGCCGCAUGUGGGAGAUUGUGGACAAAUAUCACGUGACAAAGUUCUACACAGCGCCGACCGCCAUCCGGCUGCUGAUGAAGUACGGCCGGGAGCCUGUUCACAAGUAUAAGCGAGAGUCUCUGAAGGUUCUGGGGACGGUGGGCGAGCCCAUAAACCCCGAGGCCUGGCAGUGGUACUACAACGUGGUGGGAGAGAAGAGGUGUCCCAUCGUAGACACCUUCUGGCAGACAGAAACUGGUGGACAUGUGCUGACUCCUCUACCUGCAGCCACGCCCAUGAAGCCAGGCUCUGCUACAUUCCCGUUCUUCGGAGUGGUGCCAGCAAUCCUGAACGAGUCCGGAGAGGAGCUGGAGGGUCCAAGUGAAGGAUACCUGGUGUUCAAGCAGCCGUGGCCCGGCGUGAUGAGGACGGUUUACGGGAACCAUCAGAGGUUUGAAACCACCUACUUCAAGAAGUUUCCGGGAUACUACGUGACAGGAGACGGCUGCCGGAGAGACAAAGAUGGCUACUACUGGAUAACAGGGAGGAUUGACGACAUGCUAAAUGUCUCUGGUCACCUCCUGAGCACGGCAGAGGUAGAGUCGGCGCUGGUGGAGCACGAGGCGGUGGCGGAGGCUGCUGUGGUGGGCAGACCUCACCCAGUCAAAGGAGAGAGUCUCUACUGCUUCGUGACUCUAACUGAUGGAGUGACGUACAACCGCACGCUGGAGGCCGAGCUCAAACGACAGGUGCGGGAGAAGAUUGGGGCUAUCGCAACACCAGACUACAUCCAGAACGCUCCAGGACUCCCCAAGACCAGAUCUGGGAAGAUCAUGCGACGGGUUCUCCGUAAAAUCGCCUGUGACGAGCGCGACCUGGGCGACAUCUCCACGCUUGCCGACUCCUCCGUGGUGGAGCAGCUCUUCCAGAACAGAUGCUGCACCAGCGUGUGACCACCUCCAUGAUCCUUGCGGGGAGGCGCCGACUGCAGCCGCACGACAGCGGCCACAAACCAACCAGGGAGGAGGAGAAGAAGAAGAAGAGGAGGAGGAAUCCACAAACUUGGUCUUGUCCAACAAACAACCUUUAGCUCCUGAUGAGAGAGCGGCGUGCAGCAGAGUCUGUUUAAAGACCCACUGUCCUUUUUCAUGUCAGAAAUCAGGUAGAGACAUAACAUCUGUCUAGCUGCUGCCAGAUGUGGGGGGAAGUGUAACAUCAGGCUGCUGGCUUAAAUGUUUUCCAGCGUGGCAGUGUUGUUUCAGAGUGAGAAGCCAGAGGUUGUUUCUGAGAAAGGCCGUCCUGCAGGAGGAAAAGGGAAACACUUUGUUUGGUUUUACCCAAUAAAACACAGAAACAUCUGCUCAGUAAAAAUCUUUAUCAGGAGGUUAUUUCAGACUAAAGUGAAGUCUCCCUGUAGUUAACACACAGCUCCUCCCCUCGCUCGCUGCCAUAGUACUGUUAUAUAAUAUGUACACUGAUGAUUAGUUUAAUCUGCUCAAUAUUUCUACUAGUUUUCAUUUCUAUUGUAAUUUUCUAAAAAACAAACAAAAAAAACAUAUUUUGGGUUUUUAUUCCAACAAGUUUUGGACAUAGGGUGUGUUGGGUAUGUCUGUUAGUGUGUCUGCACGCUUUUAUGUUCCUUUUUUUCCCUUAUUCCUUUAAAGGGACAGUUUAGUGGUUUUGUGUGAGCUGCUUAUCAACAGUCAGUGUACAGGUGCAUCUCAAUGAAUUAGAAUGUGAUGAAAAGUCCAUUUCCAGUAGUUCAAGUCAAAUAGCCCCAACCAAGUAUUGAGUCAUAUAGAUGACAUACUUUUCAGAGGCCAUCAUUUCCAUAUUAAACAUACUUUUUAAAAUUGGUCGUUUGUAAUAUUAACAUUUUUUUGAGACACUGAAUUUUAGGUCUUCAUUAAAUGUAAGCCAUAAUCAUUAUAAUUAGAAGAAAUUAAAUAAAUUAAUACAUGAAAUGUUUCAUUCUGUGUGUAAUGGAUCUAUAUAAUGUGUAAUUUCCACAUUUUGAAUUUAAUUACUGACAUCAAUACAUUUUUCUAUGAUAUUCUAAUUUAUUGAGAUCUGUAUCACCUGUAUUUCCUGCAGUAGAUGGUAGAUGGUCGGUUUGAGUACUGACACAGAAGCCUGGAAAUGUUCUGCUGUGGACCGGGGUGCCAGCAUACCUUAAAAAAUAUCAAUGUCAGUUAACGUUUUGGUUGUUUUCAGUGGUGUGGUCAGAACAAGGGUGCUGCAAGUAGAGGGGUAGAAAGUUUCUGCCCCUGGCCUAAUUUGGCCUCAUGGUGGAGUAAUCCUAUGACAUGAUGGUGUCUAGUAAGAAUGUUUUUGACAGCUUUGCCUUGCUGUCACACGUCCCGUUUCGAUAGGGAGCUAAAGCUGUUCAGCUACCAGACUCCAUUGACAAAAACAGUAAUUUAAGCACACAGGACACAGGAGUUGCUGCUCUGCUGCUGCCUUGGUCGGUUAGUUCUUGUGUUGUGUGACUUUGGUGUUUUAAAGGGUGAGUUCAGAUUCAUCAUUACAUCAUUAUAUUUGUCCAAACAAAUGUACCUUUAGUUGUACCAGGCAUUAAAAUGAACAAGUAAUUGAAGAAAAACAAUGGUCUAAUAAUUUUUUCCAUCACUGUAGAUGGAUGUAAUGGCUUCAGGUACCCAAAGGAAAAUGCUGUUUGAAAGCAAGGUGAAGCAGCAAAACUAUUCUAAAUGUAGAAAAACAAUAAAAGUGUGUUUAGUGUUUAAAAAAUAUUUAGCUGCUGCCCCGACCACAGCAGUUUAGCGUCUGUGUCAGCACUCCAGUGAUGUUACCAACUUCUCCUGAGUGUUGUAUGAACACUUUUACAACAGCCUAGUGUCACACUCGCUGUGUAAUAUGUCUUAUUUUAGUGCAUUAUAGAGCUCAAGUGUCGGGGAUCAUUCUCUCAUUUGGAUGUUUCUCUUUGAGGAAACUAAUAACAAAGAGUAGUAUCUGUGGUGUGCCGACCGCCGUCUACUGACUGUUGAUAAGUAUUUCAUAUAGCAACACUUUAAACUGUCCCUUUUAAGUGUCAGAGAGGUGAUCGGGCUCUUCUCCCAGUCUGGUGGAAACUGGGAACGUGUGUUAAACGUCGUGUAACUCAGGAGAACACUAAACACCCCAAACCUGCCGCAGGUCCAAUAAUGAAAAAGGUGUGUCAGUAAUUUCCUAAUAGUCCACAAAAAAGUUUCUGAUUUAGUUUUCUUGUCUUUUUAUGCGUCUAGAAAUCUGACUUGAGAGAAUGUUUAACGGCUGCAGUUAUGGGAGAAUGAUUGGAAGAGUUUAUUUACAAAAACAGAUAAAAAAACAUUUUUUUAAUGAAUAAACGAACACAUUCAGUUGUAUGAUUUUCACUUUGAUUGCAUGAAAAAGUGCUUAGAAAAAAAUCUAAAAUAUUUGAGAUAUUUAACCAGAACAACCCAACAGGACUGCAGGAGGCCCCCAAAAACAUUAUUUAGGGAAAUAGUCAUGGAAAAAAUGAUUAGACCAACAACAAAAAUAGCUGAUAAGAGUUUAAUUUAAGAGCUGAUAUCUAGACAUUUUCCAUGUUUUUCUUGUUAUUGAUUUUGGUUAUCAUCAAGAAAACCUUGGAGAAUGUCUUUAUCAGCUCUUAAAUUAAACUCUAAUCAGCUAUUUUUGUUAUCAUUAUAUUCGUCCAAACAAAUGUACCUUUAGUUAUACCAAGCACUAAAAUAAACAAGAAAUUUAAUAAAAAAGGUGGUCUAAUCAUUUUUUCCAUGACUGUAAAUCAGAAUUGAGAUGUCUGUUUUUGCAAAUGAACUCAUUUGGUGAAAGUUGGCAGAACUCAUAUUGUAUCUGUGGAUAAAUAAAAUAAAAAUCUGGAUCAUGAUAUGGUACUAUGGUAAAAUAACACAUGGUGAAGUCCGUUUAAUUAAAGCUGAAGAAUAAAACGUAAAUAAUGUCUUUAGUCACAGCUUUGUUUAGUCAUUUACUGUUCGUCAGAGUUUCAGCUCCUCUGGAUCUGAGGACAGUUCAUCUAAAAGGACAGAGCUGGUGGUAUUCUAACUUUAUUAUUAUUAACAAUGUCCAUAAGACACAAGACUAAAACCAACAUAGAGGAAGAAAUAAAGUAAUGAGAAUAAUGUCUCUCAGCUUCAAAUUCUCAUUGUCCAUUUGUUGAGUUUUAUGGAAUUUGCCGACGAGAAUAAAACUAAGGAAUACCACCUGAGUUUUCCCUUUUUAGUGUUUUAUUUUUCCAGAUAUUUAAGGAGAAAAUUAAAAUUAAAAAAACGGAAUUAUUUCUGUUCUGAGAGACUGAAAUCGGGGUUAAAUCAAGUCGUUAUUCACAACAUAAAAUUGACUCAAAAUGAACUAAAAAUCUGAAUUCUGAGCUCAAAGUUUCUUUUUUUAGUUUCCGUUGUGGAUGACGUCUGUGAUUGUAGCAAUGAUUUAUUUUGAGCAUGAUGAACCAGAUGCAGGACCUCAUACAGACUUCAUCAGCUGUUCUUUUUCUUAUUUGUUGCUGUUUGUGUGUCAAUGUGCCAACCUGUGUAACGGCGGAGCUGGGGCUGUAUAAUGCUAAUAAUUGUAUCUAAUGUUCAAGAAAAGUGCAGCUGCUUAUUAGAUUUACAAGCUUUUUAUUUCUGUUUGUGUAAUAACUCGGGUAAAGGAAAGAGAACUUUGCUGUUUGUAUUUUUUUCCUCUAUGUUCAUCCUCAGUUUUGUGUUUUAACUUCUCUGUUUGUAUCGACGUGUAUGCAAUGACAGUAAACGGACAUGACUACUGCCU